Molecule: messenger RNA, 4936 nt
Organism: Fimicolochytrium jonesii
Lineage: Eukaryota; Fungi; Chytridiomycota; Chytridiomycetes; Spizellomycetales; Powellomycetaceae
Exons: 8
Coding region: 173-4813 (1546 amino acids)
Biological process (GO): siRNA processing
Cellular component (GO): nucleus; cytoplasm; RISC complex
Molecular function (GO): RNA binding; ATP binding; ribonuclease III activity
Source: RefSeq, a predicted model, not a curated record
CGCACGCCUCAGCAAUUUCGCCCGCGAUCUGGGAAGACUACUGACAAUCUUGCUCGGAGUAUAUAUAUCGGGUGCAGUGUCGCGGAAACAGCCUGAACUCCUUCCGCUGUCGGUGGAAUCCUGAACCGGUUGGAUAGUGCUAACUUUGAGGGUUUGAAACCGGUGUCACGACAUGCCGGUUCCCACGAACCUACCGGCCUCGGGCGAAAACGCCCCAGGGGAAGGCCCUCGUAGAAUUACUGCAGGACUGAAGCCGAGUGAUAACGUCAACGUCGAUGCGGUACUGCGUCAGCGAGCUCCUCGUGAGCCCGCCACAGCGACAUACAAAGUCCCACAGAGGGACUUUACCAACACACCUGUCGAAGAACCAAGGCCAUAUCAGCGCGACCUUCUGGAACUGGCGAAACAGGAAAACAUCAUCGCUGUGAUGGAUACCGGGACGGGAAAAACGCUGAUUGCGGGCCUGCUGAUGAAGCAUAUGAUUGCUGUGCAGGAGGAAUCGGUCAAAGAAGGCGCAAAGAAGAAGCUGGCAUUGUUCCUGGUUCCCACAGUCCCGCUGGUCUGGCAACAAAAGGAUUACCUGAAGCAUCAGAUUUCGAAAGAGAUUGCGUGCUUGUGUGGAAACGUGUUGGAGCAGGACAAACUGGUUGAUUGGCAAGAGAUCAUACAGAAGCACGUUGCACUGUGCUCAACCGCGCAGGUCGUUGUCGAAGCGUUGAAUCAUGCAUACCUCACACUCGACCAAGUUUCUCUCAUCAUCUUUGAUGAGGCACACAACGCCAUUGGAGACCAUCCGUACGCAAUCUUGAUGAGGGAGCACUAUUGGCCAGUCAAGGAACCCCGCCCAAAGAUCCUGGGUCUCACAGCGUCACCAGUUAACUCCGACAGUCAAGCCUUCAUCGCGAUUGACAAUCUUGAGAAAACUCUCAACUGUAGAGCGGUCACUGUGACCCUAAGCGACGAGGCCACUGCACUCUAUGCGGCGAAGCCCCGUCCCGUGAAGUUCGAGUAUGAGGUUUCGGAUUCGAUGGAGAUGCCUCCGAUCCUGGAGAAAGCCAAAGAAUACGUUUCUCAGGUACAUGGAUUCAAUCUGGCAAAGGCUAUUGCGGAUGCGGAAUACAUUCACUAUCAAUUGGGAUCUUGGGCAUGCUCACGCACCUUGAUGGCAGCCCUCGAUGGUUUGAGCAAAAAGGCCGACAGGAGUAUUCUGAACAGCAUGGAUGUGCGGCAAGCCGCGCUUUUAGCUGGAUCGGAAAGCAAGCGAAGAACGCUUUUCGAGGAUCUGAGCAAGUACAGACCCGCCGAUAGCCCGACCGACGCUGAGAUUUCAAGGAAAGUGCACCGGCUGAUGGAUAUAUUGGAAGGUUAUCGGCGCGACGCCUCCUUCUCCGGAAUCGUCUUUGUUCAGCGACGAGAGACGGCUGAGCGUCUGAGGGACCUUCUUGCCAGUCACCCGAGGUUGAAAGGCAGCAUCCGGCCUGGGGCAUUGAUCGGACAUGCAAGUGGAACCGCGGACGAGUACUAUACAACCAUGCGACUCACGGUGCAGAACACUACGCUCCGCGAGUUUCGGCAGCAUAAGAUCAAUCUACUCGUGGCGACAAAAGUCGCGGAAGAAGGAUUGGAUAUCCCGUGCUGCAAGCUGGUGAUUCGUUUCAACAUGGGAAAGGACAGCAUGAAUCUGGUUAACUACAUUCAGAGUCGGGGGCGGGCUCGCGCGGCGAACUCGCGUUUCAUCCUGAUGUGCGAGAAAGACAACUGGAUGCACCUACAUCACCUCCGCGCCCUUCGCGAGCAAGAAAGAGAAGUCCGCGCUCAGAUUGAAAAGCACCGCGACCGCAUCGAGACGCGCAUCGCCAUUCCACAGUUGGAUGAGGCAGACACGGCCGUAACCAAGUCCGUGCCCUACAGCUACAUCAUCGAGAGUACUGGGGCGCGCGUCUCUCUUACUUCUGCAAGUCCCACACUGCAUCACUUUUGCAGCAUCUUGGAGGUGGAUAUGUAUACUGUUGCGCGCCCUGAGUAUGCCUUGUCGCAUACGGUGGACGACGGAGAUGUACAAUUUGUUGCCACGGUCGUUCUCCCGAACGUUUUACCCCCCGAGAUGCGCAUCGUUUUAGGUCAUCCGAUGCGGUCCAAGGCUCUGGCAUUCCGAUCCGCUGCGUUGGAAGCCGUGAAACUUCUGCAUCAGAAGAAAUACCUGGACAAUCAUCUCCGCCCCAUAUUCGAUACCACCUAUUGUCACACCAGUGUGGAGGAUGCAGAUGUUGCCACUUUGAAGAAAGAGCUGCUGGCGCUCAAAUCGAAGCAGAGGAAAGCAAAAUACCCGAUUGCACUACCUGAAUGUCUGAUCAAAUGCUGGGUGCCAGAAAAGACAGCAACCAUCACAGCACACCUGAACGUGAUUGACACGGCAGGAUUUGAAGGAGCGCCGACUUGUCAACCAUUGGGAUUCCUCACCGUCAACCCUCUGCCGGUCGCCCCUUUCGAGUUCCCAAUCUGGCCAAACCUUCUCGAACUCCGUGUGCGUGUCCAAACUACCUCCAAACCGUUCGCGUUGACGAGGGACCAGUACAAACUCGCCAAGAAGUACAACUUUCUUGUCCUAUCUCCCAUGAUGAAGCAUACGAUCUUUCCAGAGCACGGCGAGUACGCCUUUCUUGCGGUGCCCUUGACCGUCAAACCUGGAGGUUCUCCUAUCAACGUCACUGAGGUGGAUGCGGACACCCUGGUCGAUUGGGAAUCCAUGGACAAAGCAUGUAACUUUGAGCCACGCCAACAUCGAAGCGUGCUCUACAACCCGGAGGUCAUCAAUGAAGUUGUGGUCAGCACAAAGCACUGGCAGAGGAAAUUCCUGGUGCAAGAGUUUCUUCCCGACCGCACUCCGUUCGACGAGGUGCCGUUCACGGAUCCUAAGUUCAAACGAACCGUGGACUACUACACUACAAUGAAGGAUCACACGAAAGUCAGAGUGCAGCAACCUGUGAUUAGAGCCAAUCUGGUCACUAGGAAGUUUAACAUGCUGGCAUAUCACAACAUCGCACAAAGCGAAAGUGUCGAUGCUCUCAGGGAUGGCGAUGUCUUCCUCAUGCCUCAGUUUCUCCAACCUUACAGCAUCAAGAAGAACGUCUUGGAGUCAGCCACGAUCCUACCUUCCAUCUUCUACUACCUGGAGAUAGCGUGUCGCGCAGAACAGCUGAGACAGAAUUUGGCGUUGCCAACCAAGCUGGACACCCUCAUCACUGCCCUCAGCGCCCCGUCUGCAGUCUUGCAAACGAACUACGAACGUCUGGAGACGCUUGGAGACGCAUUCUUGAAGAUUGCAAUAGUCUUGCAUAUGUACGCUUUGCACCCACAUCGUCAUGAAGGCGUGAUGACGAUGAUGGCCCAUCGCAUGCAAUCGAACUUCGCCCUUUACGAGAAGGGGAAGCUGAGGAAUAUCACUGGAUACAUGAUUACGAGCAAGCUCGCCAGAACGGAAUGGCGCCCAAUUAUUGCCGACAAAGGAUAUGACGACGAAGAUAUCGAGACCAUGCUAGAAAGGGCCGAGCUGGAGGACGAGAACGCGCACAACAACCGGAAGCGGGUGCUUCCCAAGAAGGAGAAGGAGAUUCCUUCCGCGGUGACCACCACUCACGGCCUAUCAACGAAGCAAAUUGCAGACUCUGUCGAAUCCAUUCUCGGGGCCUGUCUGAACGACAACGGAAUAAAAGGUGCAGCGCAAGCUCUGCACAACGUCUACAGCACGGCUUUUGUCGUGAACUGGGAGGACUACAUGCUCGCUCUUGACCAGCACCCGAAGCCCGCGGGAGAGAUGCGUAUUGAGAAGCGAAACGCUGUUGCCCAUGUCGAAGAGAUCAUUGGAUACAAGUUCAAGAGCCCUUGGCUUCUUGCGGAGGCGCUAACGCAUCCGAGCUCCCCGGACCCUACCGUACAGAACUAUCAAAGGCUGGAGUUUCUUGGCGACGCUAUCCUGGGUCUCCUAGCUGUGCGCUACUUUUUCCGAAAGUAUCCUGAGCUUCCACCGGGUCGACUAGUCGACCUGAAGGACGCAGCAGUCAACAAUGCCUUCCUUGCGUGCGUUUCGGCCAACAUGGGACUGCACUAUCACAUCGACAGACUGUCGGCGCCUAUGGAUCAGGACAUUGCGGAUUAUUGCGAUGCCUUGUGGAUUGAAGCUAAGCGGCACACCGACACGACGGACGCUAGGCGGGCAAAGCUGGAUCUGCUCGCGGGAACGUUCAUCGAGAGUAAAGUGGAAAGGAACAACUUGCAGAGAGAAAUGGAAGCAGAGAUGCACUACUGGACCAACAUUGAGACGCCAAAAGCUAUCUCCGACGUUUUUGAAGCCAUCACAGGCGCCAUCUUCGUGGACAAUCGCUUCGACGCUGAAGCAGUCUGGGCAUUUCUGGAACGCGUCUGGCUUCCCUGGGUGGCUGAGUUUGUUCAACCACACUUCGUCGGCCGACACCCCUUCCGCGAGCUUGCGCUGUUCUUCCGAAACGAGAUGGGCUGCGAUAAAUGGCGUGUACCGGCAAGGCACGACUCGGAAGGGCACGCGUACGUCGCCAAUCUGGUGGUUCAUGAGCAAAUCCUGGCAGUUGCGCAAGGCCCCAGUAAGAAGGCAGCAAGGCGGAUCGUGUCCGAGCUGGUUCUCGACACGAUGGACGACAUAGCCAAGCGAGUCAAAGCCGAAUGCGAUUGUCGGGGAAGGAGAGUCGAAAGACCGAAGGGCGACACGGUCGAGGACACGAGGGAUGACGACGAUGAGCCGAUGCUGGAGAAGGAUGAAGCUACCAUGCAUGCGUACUAAGAGGAAGUCCGAGAGAAUGCAAGAAGGCGUAUGUGGUGGGCCUAUUGUCAGCAUGUAGACCACCAUCCCCCGAUCCAAUUAGCUUUGCACAGGAUCAAAGUUGGAAAUCACAAUUUACACAUC